GCCCAAGAGGCGCCCGGGCCGCUCCCCGGGCGCCCCCCCGUGGCCCCCCGCGCGUGCGCGCGGUGCGAUGGGCUGCGCGGAGAGCCGAGAAUUCGACAAGCUCGACAGCUGCAACCGGUUCGACUGCGUCUUGCGGCACCGCAGCAAGGAGCUGGACAACAACGUCGGCACACCGCGUGGGAUCACGAGCCUGCCGCCGGUGCCGUCCAGGGACGCCGUGGCGAGCGGCGAGCGGCGCGCCGUGCUCGCGGCGGUGGCGCGGUUGCGCCACCCGGACGAGCAGGUGCGCUUGGAGUCGAUGGAGUUGCUGGCUCUGAUAGCAGG
Molecule: messenger RNA, 324 nt
Organism: Prorocentrum cordatum
Lineage: Eukaryota; Dinophyceae; Prorocentrales; Prorocentraceae
Source: the annotation of a GenBank genome assembly